AUGAACUUAGUCACUCGAGCAGUUCAUCAGGAUACAAGAAUAGUCGACAAAAAGGAGCACCUUGACCACUUUGUUGUACUUUCUCUUGGAACGGGAUUAGAAGAGGGUAUUGAAUGGGACGCAAAAAAGGCUGCCACAUGGGGAAGCUUGAAGUGGAUUACUCACGAUGGAAGAACACCUCUCAUAGAAUCUAUCAUGAAUGCAAGUUCAGACAUGGUCAACAUUCAUACAGCUUUGAUGCUCCAUCAUGUCAAAGAAAACUAUCUUAAAAUCCAGGAAUGGCAACUAAAAGGAAGCGAAGCAAAGAUGGACCUCAGUACGGAUGAGAACCUGAGGAAUCUUGUGAAGAAAGGCCAGGAACUAUUGGAUAAGCCUGUUAGAAGUUUAAAUUUGGAGACUGGGCGUCCUGAGACAGUGAAGAACGACUACACAAACAGGAUGGCAUUGACUAAAAUGGCUAAACGACUCUCCAAGGAGAAGAAGUUGACGGAUAAACGGAGCGCAUCUUCUGCACUUUCUAUGAAUGGCCAUAGUGUUGGAAUAAACAUCUGA
Messenger RNA from Cryptomeria japonica (Japanese cedar), 552 nucleotides. RefSeq names its product patatin-like protein 2. Gene Ontology annotation, molecular function: monoacylglycerol lipase activity; glycerophospholipase activity. The record is from RefSeq and is a predicted model, not a curated record. Bases 1 to 552 code for a protein of 183 amino acids. NCBI's taxonomy places the organism in Eukaryota, Viridiplantae, Streptophyta, Pinopsida, Cupressales, Cupressaceae. The transcript is spliced from 4 exons.